CCUCGUCCCACUGCUGCUGAAUAGAGCAACAAGUCGGCCGCGCGGGUCUUGUCUUGGUCGUCACUUUUCAGCAUAAUAUACAUCUUAAUCAGCGUCUACGUUGCUUCGUGCUGCGGCAGCCGAUAAUUGUCUGGCAAACUCUGCAGUCAAAGAACGGCGCCGAGGACAAGAUGGCGAACCCAACACCUGACAUUAACUCCAUCCUCAAGAUGCUUGGUGAUGCGACACAGCGACCGGCAACUUCGACACCAACCCAAAGCCACACCGGCAUUCCGGCGCCUGCGCAGCCAUUGCCCUCAGGAUACGCACCCCCCGGACAGAACCCUUAUCCGCCUCAGCCUGCGUCAUACCAGCCACCGGCCGCUUCCUAUCCGUACCCGCAGCCCGCGGCGAGCGGCAGCAUCGACUUGAGCGCAAUCCGGCCUGUCAACUCCGGCACAGUGCAGCUUGCUGAUGCAAUCGCGAAAGCCAAGGCAUACGCGGCGGAGAAGGGCGUCACGCCUUAUGACCGGCAGAAUGCACCUUACCCAGAUCCGCGCCAAUCAGACUCGAGGCAUUACCAACGGUCGAGGUCCAAGAGCCCCCGUGGACGAGAUUCUUACCGGGACAAUGUCAACCCUUACCGCGAUGAAAGGCGUGCCGAUCAUGGCGGUCAGGAUCGCGGCUACGGACGCGACCGCUCUUACUCCCCCGGCCGUGGUCGUCAACCCUUUUCUCCCCGUGGUGGCCAUGGCGGCCGUGACAGGUCGCCGUUGCGCGGCAAGGAUGACAACGUCGAGACGAUUGAGAUUGAGGCAAGCCUGGUCGGUCUGAUUAUCGGCCGUCAAGGCGAGAAUCUGCGUCGUGUCGAGAGCGAGAGCCGCUGCCGGGUGCAAUUCAUCCCACCGACUGGUCAGAAUGACCAGUUCCGACUCUGCAGGAUUACCGGCCCUCGACCGCAGCGGGAGGAGGCUAAGGAGAUGAUCAACAAUAUCAUCCGCGACAGCGGCAUGCGCGGGGGCCAUUCCCAGGGCGGCGGCGAUCGCGGCCGUGAUGGUCGCGGCGGUCCGCCCCCUGUUCCCAAGGAUGGGGAGGACAGCCUGCAGAUCAUGGUUCCCGAUAGGACCGUGGGCCUGAUUAUUGGGCGUGGUGGGGAGACCAUUCGUGACCUCCAAGAGCGUAGCGGCUGCCAUAUCAACAUUGUUAGCGAGAACAAGAGCGUUAACGGCCUCCGCCCGGUGAACCUCAUUGGGUCUCCUGCCGCCGCUCGGCACGCCAAGGAACUGAUUCUUGAGAUUGUGGAUAGCGACAGCAGGAAUGGGAAUAAUCCAGCAGGUGGCCGCGGCGGUCGGAACGACCACUUCGGUAGCGGCGGUGGCCAUGACAAGGUGAACGACUCCAUUUAUGUCCCUUCGGAUGCCGUUGGUAUGAUCAUUGGCAAGGGCGGCGAGACGAUCCGAGAGAUGCAAAACGUGACUGGGUGCAAGAUCAAUGUGUCGCAAUCGUCGGGACCGGGUGAGGUUGAGCGGGAGAUUGGACUUGUCGGUACCCGGGAAGCCAUUGCACAGGCGAAGCGGGCCAUUGAGGACAAGGUUGAUGCAGCGAGGCAAAAGUCUGCCGGCGGCGGGCGUGGUCGUGGCCCGCCCCGUGAUUAUGAUAACCCCAACUAUGGCCAGGCAUCUAACACCAGCAGCGCCCCCAUGAACGCGCCAUCUGGCGGAGCGGCUCCCGCAGCUGCGGCUGGGAGCGGUGCACAGGCUGACCCGUACGCCAUCUACGGUGGCUACGAGAAUUACAUUGCUCUCUGGUGGCAGUCCCAGCUUGCUGCCCAGCAGGCCCAGGGCAACCAGGGAGGCAACCCCCAGGCUCCUGGGACCUCGUAAUCUCGCCAUGACCCUCGACUCGCUGAUGCGCUUGAUGUUGACCGCCCUCUCAACUCGUU
Messenger RNA from Thermothelomyces thermophilus ATCC 42464, 1921 nucleotides. RefSeq lists its product as uncharacterized. Lineage: Eukaryota; Fungi; Ascomycota; Sordariomycetes; Sordariales; Chaetomiaceae. Gene Ontology annotation, molecular function: mRNA binding. Gene Ontology annotation, cellular component: cytoplasm; nucleus. The record is from RefSeq and is a predicted model, not a curated record. Bases 171 to 1862 code for a protein of 563 amino acids. The transcript has 4 exons. Gene Ontology annotation, biological process: regulation of gene expression.